GUCUAUGGAUCAUAACAAAUUCUUUUUAGGUUAUGCAUUGAAUUAAACUGUCAAAUAGUAACAACAAACUAAAAAGUAAAAAGCAUUCAAACGUUAAAACAAGCUACAAUAACCUACCUUAUCACAAUACAAUUUGACAUUCGAUAGAUAAAUUGUGUUGUAUUCAAACAUAAAAAUGCAUCAUGGUGAAUGUAAUGAAAGGAGUGCUUGUUGAAUGUGAUCCAGCUAUGAAACAGUUUUUGUUGCACUUAGAUGAAACAUCAGCACUUGGUCGAAAAUUUAUCCUUCAAGAUUUAGACGAGACACAUCUAUUUAUAUCAUCUGAUAUUGUAGAAACUUUACAAGCAAGAGUUGAUGAUUUAAUGGAUCAGCUAAGCAUACCUGUGCAUGAUAAGGGAUUGUAA
Messenger RNA from Pieris brassicae (large cabbage white), 404 nucleotides. RefSeq names its product general transcription factor IIH subunit 5 (gene Tfb5). Lineage: Eukaryota; Metazoa; Arthropoda; Insecta; Lepidoptera; Pieridae. The coding region runs from base 183 to 404 and encodes 73 amino acids. The record is from RefSeq and is a predicted model, not a curated record. Gene Ontology annotation, cellular component: transcription factor TFIIH holo complex; transcription factor TFIIH core complex. Gene Ontology annotation, biological process: transcription initiation at RNA polymerase II promoter; transcription by RNA polymerase II; nucleotide-excision repair, preincision complex assembly. The transcript has 2 exons.